Molecule: messenger RNA, 2026 nt
Organism: Ictalurus furcatus (blue catfish)
Lineage: Eukaryota; Metazoa; Chordata; Actinopteri; Siluriformes; Ictaluridae
Product: mucin-2-like
Exons: 3
Coding region: 1211-2026 (271 amino acids)
Source: RefSeq, a predicted model, not a curated record
ACAAGGCUUUUUUGCUGAGCACGAAUUCUGACUUCAUACAGCAGCAGAGAGAGAUUCGUCCUUGUGCUGCGGAUUUAACACUGCUGUUCAACCCGAGUGAACCACAGGGGGAUUACACACACACACACACACACACACACACACACACACACACAAUCUCUCUCGCUGUCUCUAAUUCUUUCUCUUUGUGCCUUUCACUCUCCCUCUUUCUCUCCAGCUCUGCCUGUCCCUCUCUAUCCACCUCCCUCUCUCCUGCUCUAUCUCCAUGUCUGUCUCUCCCUUUCUAUCCAUCUCUCUCUCUCUUUCCCUCCCUCUUUCCCUCUGCAUCUCUCUCUCCUCUUGUCCCUCUCAGUGUCUUUCUCGCUACAUCUCUCCGCUUCUCUCUCUCUCUUUCUAUCCAGAUCCCUUUCCCCGUCUCCCCACUACUCUCUCUCCGUCAGCAUCAUCAGUAAUUAACUCCGUGCUGGAGUCUGUAGAGAUCUGGAUCUUGGCAGAUAACGCAGCGUGUGUUGGCUGUGAGUAGAACCUGCAGCGGCUCUCGGGACAGCGCUGGGAUUUAAACUCAUGACGUUGUGGUCACCGGAGCAGAACCUGAACCACAGAGCUACCGUGAAGUCCUGAGCACAGACGCGUUAGAUCGGAACGCUUCCAAACUGCCCAAUAAUCACCGCUAGCACAAAGUUCUGCAGACGUUUAAGAUCACUCACUCAGAUCACGCUGAUCACCACACAACCUGAACACAGAUUUGCUUCACACCAAACUUCUGCUUCAUCAGACCUCCAGUUCCUGAGAAAGAGAAACUGUAAAAGGUUCUUGCUAUGAACUCUUGCAAGAGAACUGGCCAUGGCAUGGACAGAACACUGAGCUCUUAUUGAUAAGUACAUCCUCAUCUCUCUCUCACACACACACACACACACACACACCCCGUGUAGGUCAUGUGCUUCCUGGACGACCCAGAUAACAAACUGACUCGAGGAGCCCGAGUUAGGAGACGUUUCCUCUGCACUGCAGUAAAUAAAACCCAGACUGAAACCACAUUAUUUCCUUUAAAAUAAGAAAUAAAUCAGUUACUUUUUCCACCACCAACAAAACAAACAUGUGGCACAAAGCGAUCAGUACUUUGCUCUGCUGCUAGUUAUGGAAGUGCUCUCUCCUGAAAAGGGUGUAGGGGUAAUGACGAAAUUCUGGUGUACAGAGUAACUACAGUAUCAUGGAACUGACAGGCACAAAGACCACACCCCCUUCACCGAGAUUGACAAGUACAGGAACCACGCCCCCUUCACCGGGACUGACAGCCACAAAGACCACACCCCCUUCACCGAGAUUGACAAGUACAGAAACCACACCCCCUUCACCGAGACUGACAAGUACAGAAACCACACCCCCUUCACCGAGACUGACAAGUACAGAAACCACACCCCCUUCACCGAGACUGACAAGUACAGAAACCACACCCCCUUCACCGAGACUGACAAGUACAGAAACCACACCCCCUUCGCCGAGACUGACAGGUAGAGAAACCACAAUCCCUUCACUGAGACUGACAGGUAGAGAAACCACACCCCCUUCACUGAGACUGACAGGUAGAGAAACCACACCCCCUUCACUGAGACUGACAGGUAGAGAAACCACACCCCCUUCACUGAGACUGACAGGUAGAGAAACCACACCCCCUUCACUGAGACUGACAGGUAGAGAAACCACACCCCCUUCACUGAGACUGACAGGUAGAGAAACCACACCCCCUUCACUGAGACUGACAGGUAGAGAAACCACACCCCCUUCACUGAGACUGACAGGUACAGAAACCACACCCCCUUCACUGAGACUGACAGGUACAGAAACCACACCCCCUUCACUGAGACUGACAGGUACAGAAACCACACCCCCUUCACUGAGACUGACAGGUACAGAAACCACACCCCCUUCACUGAGACUGACAGGUACAGAAACCACACCCCCUUCACUGAGACUGACAGAUGCCACACCCACUUCACUGGGGAAGAGACAGAAGUGGGAGAGAUAA